AUGCCACCAAUUCGCUCCCGCAGCUCUAGAAAUUCAACAGAGCAAGAGGGUAGGAUCUCAUUAGCUCUCAAGGCUAUCAAAAAUAACGAAAUUGCCACUAUACGUGAAGUAGCGCGUCACUUCGAUGUGCCCAGAUCCACUCUGCGCCGCCGCCUUCGCGGCGUCAAAGACCGCGCGACUUCUCGCGCAAAUUCACACAAAUUGACGGAAACUGAGGAGGAAACGCUUGAGAAAUGGAUCUUCUCUAUGGAUUCUCGCGGCGGAGCCCCCCGGCAUUCUACAGUCCGAGAAAUGGCGGAUCUUCUCCUUCAGCACCGCGGAAACACCCCUCCCAUUUCGGUCGGCGAAAACUGGGUUACGAAUUUCGUGAGACGGCACCCUACCCUUUCCUCCCGAUUCUCGAGACGCUAUAAUUACGAGCGCGCGCAAUGUGAAGACCCGAAAGUUAUCGGGGAGUGGUUUAAUCUUGUGCAAAAAACUGUCCUUGAGUUUGGGAUCGACCCCGAUGACAUUUAUAACUUUGACGAGACCGGUUUCGCAAUGGGAUUGACAGCAACGGCAAAGGUUAUUACGAGGAGUGACUACUACGGUCGGCGUUCACUUCUACAGCCCGGGAAUCGCGAGUGGGUGACCGCGAUCGAGUGUACGAACGCGUCGGGUUGGGCGCUUCCUCCAUGUGUGAUCUUCAAAGGGAAGAACUAUAUCGAAUCCUGGUUCGAUAACCUACGGAAGGGCUGGCGAUUGGAGGUUAGUCCUAAUGGCUGGACAUCGGAUGAAAUUGGCCUACGCUGGCUUGAAAAGCUCUUCAUUCCUUCGACUACAUCGCGUACGAAGGGAAGGUAUCGACUUUUGAUACUCGAUGGCCACGGGAGUCAUUUAAUCCCAAAAUUCGACGAAAUUUGCGCGGAAAACAAUAUUAUUCCGAUCUGUAUGCCUCCUCACUCCUCUCAUCUUUUACAGCCUCUCGAUGUCGGUUGUUUUGCGGCGUUGAAGCGGUCAUACGGCCGGUUUGUUGAAACGAAGAUGCGGAACGGGACCAACCACGUCGACAAACUCGACUUUCUUGAUGUGUACCCUAUCGCACGAGAUGAAGCUUUCAAAUCGGAUACUAUUAAAAAUAGCUUCGCAGCAACUGGUUUGGUUCCCUUUUCACCCGAUCGAGUGAUCUCAAAGCUCGAUGUCCAACUUCGAACUCCGACCCCCCUCCGAGCCGGGGUAGCGAAUCAAGCCUGA
Molecule: messenger RNA, 1233 nt
Organism: Penicillium bovifimosum
Lineage: Eukaryota; Fungi; Ascomycota; Eurotiomycetes; Eurotiales; Aspergillaceae
Exons: 1
Coding region: 1-1233 (410 amino acids)
Cellular component (GO): nucleus
Molecular function (GO): DNA binding
Source: RefSeq, a predicted model, not a curated record